Molecule: messenger RNA, 492 nt
Organism: Cordyceps fumosorosea ARSEF 2679
Lineage: Eukaryota; Fungi; Ascomycota; Sordariomycetes; Hypocreales; Cordycipitaceae
Exons: 1
Coding region: 1-492 (163 amino acids)
Source: RefSeq, a predicted model, not a curated record
AUGAAUGCGGCUGCUGCCGGUGCUGCCCUGGCCACGGAGCGCAAACCUUCAGGGCCGCUGUCACCAACCCGGGGCCGCGGCCCUUACCUAAGCCCGACGCGGAGCCAGUUUGCCUCGAUUUCAUAUGCGUCGUCGCUGGCCGACCCCGGACCGCCACCAUCUAGAGACCUUCCAAGUACGCCUUCCCGAACGGCGACGACGCGAUCCGGGAGCCGGUCGCGCGCUGAGGUGUCACCCAAUGCGAUUGGCGUGGCACUCGAGUUUCCGCCGCGGGAGGAUGACCUGUCCGGUCAAGUUAGCAACGAGAGCGGCGAGAGCUCGGAGUCCAAGAUCAUGACGGGCCCCAUGCGCGGCACUUGGGGCGAUAGCUGGGCGACGUCGAGGGACGAGGCACCGGCAGGGCUGGCACCGCAGACGCCGACGACGCGCCGGCCGAGUCGCAGCCCCAUUCUCCAAGAGCAGGAGUUGGCGAGGAUGGCAGGAUCAUACUGA